This is a messenger RNA of Ostertagia ostertagi, 828 nucleotides long. The record is from the annotation of a GenBank genome assembly. NCBI's taxonomy places the organism in Eukaryota, Metazoa, Nematoda, Chromadorea, Rhabditida, Trichostrongylidae.
AUGACGGCGAGAGCUCUCCAUUAUGUGUUCAAAAUCGGCGACAGAAAGGCUUCGUAUGAAUUUUUCACGAAGGUCUUGCGUAUGAAGGCCUUACAAUGGAAAUGGAGUAAGACAAUGGUGGGUUACGGAAGUGAAGACGAUCACUUUGUUAUUGAGUUGACUUACAACUACGAAAUAGGCUCUUAUCGCCUUGGUAAUGACUUCAUGGGAAUGUUCAUUGAAUCUGAUGAUCUUCACAAGUCACUCGAAGGGCAUCAGAAUGUAAAAAAGCUGGAUUGCGGUAAACUCCAAAUCACAGAUCCUGAUGGUCAUUGGUUCCUUAUAUGUCCUGGAAAGGGGUCUCCCAAGGUGGUUAAAGUAAGCGUUCGAGUACAGGAUCUCAAGAAAAGUGUUGACUACUGGACCAAUCAAUUAGGGAUGAAAGUUGUAGAAGAACGAGAUGGAGGACGCACGACUAUGAGUUUUGGAGAGGGUCAGUGUCGUCUUGAAGUACGUCAACUUCCAAAUGGUACUGCACUGGAUAGAGCUAGCGCAUAUGGCCGCAUAGCGUUCGCCUAUCCAGAUGAGAAGCUUUCUGAACUGCAAGAGAAAAUGAAAGCCGCCAAAUUACCUAUUCUCAAAGAGCUCGUUACACUCGACACUCCAGGGAAAGCCAGCGUACAAGUCGUGAUUCUGGCCGAUCCUGACAAGCAUGAAAUUUGCUUUGUUGGAGACAAAGGCUUCCGAGAACUCAGCAAAGUUGAUCCAAAGGCAGAUGAAUUGAUACGCAAAGAGAUUGAGCAGGACAAUAGCGUGAGCUGGUUCAAAGAUGGGAAGAAAAAGGUCUGA